AUGGCAUCUGCUGUUGCUGAACUCGAGGCUGGCCUGCAGGCCAUGUCUCACCUUAAGCCUCCUGGUGUAUCUGGGUCUCGCAUUUCCUCCAUAACAGCGCUCUGCGUUGCCAGCGUUCAGUCCGAAUCUGUCUUGAUCCAAAAGAUUUACACACACUUCAAGAAGACAGCAGGCGACCACAAACUUGGAGUGCUAUACGUUGUAGACUCGGUAACGCGCAAGUGGUUGGAACGAGCGAAAUCCUCCGGCCAGGACGUAGAUGGCUCCGCUACUGACGGAACCUUUGCUGCUGGCGUUCACCGCGUGACGGAGCUAAUGCCCGUGUUGAUGAAUGAUAUUGUCCAGUCUGCACCAGAAAAUCACAAGGAGAAGAUUUCGAAGCUUCUGGACAUCUGGGAAAAGGGCCAGACCUUUCCCCAGUCCAUGAUUGACUCGUUCAGAACCAAGCUGGCCACUCCACCCGUCGCUGCGUUUGUCAAGUCCACGACCCCUGAGGGAAGUCCCCCUCCUGGUCUUCUUGCAUUCCUUGGCCUGGCUCCUAGCAGCAACGCCGCCAAACCUCCUGCCGCCCCUCAGAGCAGCAAUGCCAUUAUGGAGGCUCUAGCGAAUAUUGCACGAACAAACGGUCCUGCUUCACAACAGCAUGUUCCCACGCCAGCCCAUCCACCUCCAACUGCAGCCCCGGCCGCGCUGAACGGCCUGGCAGGACUUCUGAACACCAUCAGCCAACGACAGCCAGCUUCUCAUGCGACAAAUGCCCUCCCGCCGUCCUACUCCGUGCCGCCGCCACCACCAGCCGCGGCUUCGGGUCCUGCUCCUCCCAUGCCUUAUUCUUAUCCGCCCCAACCAGCCCACCUGCCGGCGCACAACCAGCAGGCCGCUCCGCCUGCGUUCUCUGGUCUCAUGGGGACUGGUUAUUCAGGCGUGCCCCCUCCUCCGACCGCGCCACAGGCGCUUACCCCUGAUGUGCAGCAACAGGUCAUGCUGAUCAAAGCACUCGCCGAGCAAGGUGUGCCGUUCGACCAGAUUCCGGCCCUUAUCAAGACGAUGCAGCAAGCCGGCGUGAUGCCGCAUCUAGGGGGCCCGGCCGCAUCCGCGGCCCAGCUUCCCUAUCCUGCUGCCUCGGCCCCGACGUGGGGCGCCGCGGCUCCUGCCACUAGCAAUGGUCAUGCGGAUUCACGUGACCGCUACGGGUACAAUGAUGGCCAAAAAUCCCCGGACCGGUAUCCGAACCGCUCUCGAUCCCGCUCGCCAGGUCGCCGAUGGGAAUCUCGUGACAAGGCCCGCAACGGACGCGACAACUUUGGGCACCGUCAAGAGGACGCAGGUCGCAGCUCCGAGUACCGUCAACGAAGCCCAGCUGGUCGUCGCGCCAGCCCUUCGGGACCGUCUCAGCACAGUCAGUACGAAAAAUGGAUAGAGUACGAUCGGACUCUUCCUGAGGGCAAGAUUCGCGUCUACAGCCGAACAUUGUUUGUUGGAGGUGUCACAUGUUCUGAGCCAGAGUUGCGCAAUAUCUUCACCCAGUAUGGUCAGGUCCAGACCUGCAUUGUCAAUAAGGAUAAAAGACACGCCUUUGUUAAAAUGUUGACACGGAAGGAUGCCGAAGCUGCCAAAGAGGCGCUCGAGUUUCCACAAGGGCCCGAGGGCUUGCAAUUAAGGACUCGUUGGGGUGUUGGAUUCGGUCCUCGGCAAUGCAGUGAUUAUUCUACAGGCAUCAGCAUCAUCCCCAUCAGCGAGCUUACGGAAGCAGAUCGCAAGUGGAUGCUGACAGCUGAAUACGGCGGCAGCGGUGGAAAACCCAUCGAGACUGGUCUCGUGGUCGAAGAACCCGACAUCGAGAUUGGUGCUGGCGUGUCGUCCAAGGCUAUCAGUCGCCGGAUGCAGACCGACAAGGGUGGAAGCCACGGACCCAAGUCGUCUCACGUUGAUGAUCGAUGGCGGCGAAAGAAUGGUGGUGGUCAUGGCGGUCGAGAUCGUCGUGAUGACAUGAAACUCUCUGGCGCCAACUCACAGCCUGUUGCGAACAACCAGUUCGUGCAGGGCAACGGCUUCAACGGUUUGCCAACUGCACCUCCGAACUACGGCGGAUGGCAGCAGAAUAGCCAGUAA
Messenger RNA from Verticillium nonalfalfae, 2112 nucleotides. RefSeq lists its product as uncharacterized. Lineage: Eukaryota; Fungi; Ascomycota; Sordariomycetes; Glomerellales; Plectosphaerellaceae. The transcript has 6 exons. Gene Ontology annotation, cellular component: nucleus. The record is from RefSeq and is a predicted model, not a curated record. Gene Ontology annotation, molecular function: RNA binding. The coding region runs from base 1 to 2112 and encodes 703 amino acids.